This is a messenger RNA of Coniophora puteana RWD-64-598 SS2, 1886 nucleotides long. RefSeq lists its product as uncharacterized. The coding region runs from base 383 to 1867 and encodes 494 amino acids. The record is from RefSeq and is a predicted model, not a curated record. The transcript has 5 exons. Gene Ontology annotation, molecular function: oxidoreductase activity. NCBI's taxonomy places the organism in Eukaryota, Fungi, Basidiomycota, Agaricomycetes, Boletales, Coniophoraceae.
CGAGUUGAUGUCGUCUGUGUCAGUGCCCUUGACGUGAUGUAUCUGCCUCAGCUCGUAUUCCUUGCUAUCCCCUUCUAUCAACGUCUCUGAUACGUGCUCAGACGCUGGGAACGUCCUUGGCAUGCGGAUGGAACCGGGAGAUUCUGACAGGCGUAUGUCCACGAACUUCAAAUUGACGGCCAUGAGUCACUGUGAGCGCUCGUCCACGCGCUGGGCGCUGAAUGAUUGUUGUCCAUGGAUAGGGGCAUGAUGCAUGAUGAUCUCCAAACCACGUGUGCAAGUCAACACGCACACAUGGGGAUGUGUUUAUAAGACGUGACGUUUGAGGAGACCACCUAGUCCUUCACGUAACCCACGUCCAUUUCUCGCCUACUCAACAGCCAUGACCUCGCCCGUCGUCCAAGACUUUGAAGCCUUCUUCCCUGAGCCAUCGACUCUGCCUUCGACAUCCUGUCCCCAGCGACUUCCUGGAAUAACCGCCGCGUCAAACAAAGCGAUCGUGUUCGUCAUGCGCGACAAUCACCAGAAGUACGAUGUGUUCUGGGAUGACCGGAAGUUUCAUAACCACGUUACGCAUCGAGCGUUUGCCCUGUAUGCGAUGGGCGCUCAGGGGCCUCUCAUCGAAGGGUAUUACAAGGCGGAUGCGAAAAGCCUGCGCCCUGCUUUCGCAUCCCCGGAAGAGAUUACAGAGCAGAAUUACUGUGACCAUCUAGAAGACGCAAAAUAUUACUCCGCGUAUGUGAACUUCUUCGCCAACGAAGUCGCGAAGCACGGCGCUAUUGCGACGGUAGAGAAGUUCGCCUUCUCUGAAGAGUAUAACACGACAAAGGCGUGGGGAUUAGCGCAUCUCAUGGCUGGGGUGUACCAUCCGAUGAUUCACAUCGGGAACGGUUUGGAGUUUGGCAUUCCUGGCCUCAUAGUCGAAGGGCUUGCGAUGGGUGCAGUGAAUGAUGUCUUCAAUGUCGACCUUCUUGGUCCAUCAUUCUUCAAGAUCGUUCCGACACUAGACACCGCGACGCAGGCAAUCACGUCAAAACUUUCCUCACUUCUCCUCGACACCAAGAAGCCGAGCUCUGAGCAGCCAAGGUCAUUGGAGACGACAGUGUUUGAUGUACUAGCCCGCGUCCGAAAGAACGACAGGCUCGCUCCGCACAAGUCGUCAGAUAUCUUCACGGAGACAGUUUACACGCUUGUCGAGCGUGGUGGACCUAUUCGCGAGCUUGCAGAUGCGUGGUCGAUUGACCUUUCAAGGCCUGGUGAGGUUGAGAGAAAAGUGGAAGAGCUGAUCUGGAUGGCCACACUCAUAUACGGUGUCGGUGGCUGGUCUGAGAAAGAGUUCCAAGCGGAAUUCUUCUUCCUCCAUAUCGUUACCUCCGCCAUAUUCCUACCCUCCUACACUGCCCACCUAAGCCCGCGGUCCCAAGUAUUGCUUCUCCGCGCGUAUCUUGUCAUGGCCCUCGUCACAUACGUCAGCCGUGGUCGACCCGAGCUGCGCAUUCCCGCGUUCUUCGCCGGCACCAUCCCGGGUUCCACGCUGACGCCAGGGAAUGUCUCUAUCAGCUACACGCCGGAGCCCGAGACCAAAGACGCAGCCGCGAAUCCGAAUCCAUGGCUCGCGCUCGUGCAGAGCGCCCUCGUGCACGAGGCCGACCACUAUCCAAAGGGGAUUCGAGCACUCCUGCAUGGUGCGCAGGCGUACGGCGCUCGGCCGAAGGGCUACUGGUCUGGAGAACUCGAGGGGAUUGAGGAUAUGGACGGGACACUGUUCCUCAGGACUGCCGAGCUAACGGCGUAUUGGGCGAGGGAUGAGAAUCAGGAGAGAGGUAUUGGCGGUGAGAGGUGGAGCUUUGAGGGCUUUGGGGUGUAAUUAACCGAUGAACUAAACC